UGGUCCGGACGUGCCGCAGCCGACAGAGCCAGUGCGUCGUGUUCGCUCCGCCGUCUCCGUCCGUUCGCGUUUUUACCUCGCCUCGCCGCUACGCGUAUUUUAGGCACCGGGCACCUGUCGUUGUUGUUGUUAUUAUUAUUAUCGUCAUCGACAUCGCCGCGUAUCCCCAAAGUCUGUCGGGCCGUCGUCGACAUCAAUUCGACUCGUUGUGCGUUUAUAUAAUUUUUUUUUUUUUUGAUACAAUCGUUUUUCGAUCGGAGUUCGCCGCGAGUAUUCGAAUCGUUCCGAUUUAGCAAACCCGUCCGCUACCGCUGAACGACGGCCGGUCCCGUUCGCGGGUUGUCGGUUUUAAACGUGCCCGGUGGGAAGGAAGAACAAAAGCGACAUUGUUCUCCGUCGAAAUCCGAUUUUUUUCGCCGAGACGCCGCGUGUGCGGUUCGCCGUGUGUAUAGCCGUAAUAUAAUACGAUUUAUUAUAGUGACGUCCGUAUACCUAGGUCUUAGAAAAAUAAGAAAUUAAAGAUUUAACUGCCCCAGGCCAAAGGUUUUUACCUCGAGAACGGUCGCCUUCGCUCGGACAUGUCCUGCCGGACAACGUGAUCAUCGGUUAUCCUGGGCCGUGCGCCCGCAACAUUAUAGCUGCCACCACCGCUACUACCACAAAACGCCGCUGACGCAUAGAGACGUUGAUGGAUUGAUUAAGAUCUCGAUGGAGUGUGAUGAUAGGUCAUCAGUCUAAAGUCGAUAAUGCAGAGUUUACAUCGGAUAACGGUUAUUUGCUACUGACGAGAAAAGUCUUAACGCAAGUAUGGGUGCGUUGAUAUGGUUGUUGGUGAGCACAGCGAUCUUCGCCGAUUGGGCGAUGACCACAGUACCUGGUGUGGUGCGGUUUGCAGUCAUAGCACCAUUGAAUGCAUCCAAGAAUGAAGAGACGUUGGGCGCCAUUUUGCCAUCUGUUAAAUUGGCUGCACAAGCAAUCGCUCAGCCUAAAGGAUCGUUGCCAGGAUGGACGAUAAAUAUCGAACACAGGAAUGGAAAUUGUUCAUCUACAGAAGGUCCACUGGCAGCAUUUGAAGUACACACUUUUAGCGAUCUGUUCCUGGGACCGGUGUGCGACUACGUGAUCGCUCCCGUGUCGCGGUACGCGGGAGUGUGGAAGAUACCGGUGCUGACGGCGGGCGCGCUGGCCGAGAACUUCGACAACCGUUCCGAGUACCCGACGCUGACCAGGAUGAUGGGCUCGUACAAGCUGGUCGGCGAGGCGCUCCGGCACAUACUUCACGUGUUCGGCUGGAACGUGGCUGGUCUGAUGUUCUACAAUCACGGGCUCAACUCGCUGAUGGGCAACUCCAAGUGCUAUUUCACGCUGUCGGCCGUGUUCAUCGCGCUGGGUAUGAAGCCCGUGCACAAGAGCUUUAACGACACCGACAACAGAGACUCGUUCAAAAAGUUGCUCACCGAGUUGUCGCACAGCGCACGAAUUAUGGUGGUGUGUGCCAAUCCGUUAACAGUCAGGGAAAUACUGUUGGCCGCUGAAGAACUCAACAUGAUUGAUAGUGGAGAAUACGUAUUUUUCAACAUUGAGCUAUUCAGCAGUCUGAACAACGGAUCCUUAACACCAUGGUACGUGGGCAACGACACAGCGGAGCGGAACGAACGGGCAAAAAAGGCGUACAGCGCACUGCUUACGGUGACGGCACGUACGCCCAACAACGAGGCGUAUCGCAACUUUUCCGUCGAGGUAAAACGCGUGGCCGAAGAGAAAUAUAACUUCACAUUUGGCAACGAAUCCGUGUCCACGUUCGUGACAGCGUUCUACGAUGCGGUGUUGCUGUAUGGGCUGGCGCUUAACGAGACACUGGCGAGGGGCGGCAAUCAGUCCGACGGGACGGCCAUCGUCAAAGCCAUGUGGAACAGGACGUUUACGGGGAUCACCGGCGACGUCAAUAUCGACGCGAACGGCGACCGGAUCGCCGACUAUUCACUGCUCGACAUGGACCCAACGACACACGAAUUCAAGAUAGUGGCAAACUAUAUUGGAAAAAAUCAAUCGUUAGAAUACGUGCCGGGCAUGAGCAUCCAUUGGGCCGGUGGCAGAACAAGCCCACCACCGGAUAUACCGAGCUGUGGAUUUGACAAUUCUCUUUGCAAAACAAUGCCUGGUUAUGCAAUACUCAGUAUAGUCCUUAGUUCAGUUGUAGUGAUCCUCGCAAUAGCUUCAGCUCUUAUAUACAGACAUUAUAAGCUUGAAGCUGAAAUCGCAUCCAUGACGUGGAAAGUCAAUUGCAACGACAUCAUACGAGUGCCGCAGGAAAAAUGGAGAAUGAGCAUGACAAGUCUCAUUAGAAGAAACAGCCAAAGGACCGUCAUAUCAGAUGACCUCAUGAGUCUCAUGAGUCAAUGUGACUAUGGACGCCAAAUAUUCAUUCAAACGGCAUUUUACAAGGGUAAUAAGGUUGCACUAAAAACGUUAAAGAGAUCGCGCUUGGAGUUGACACGUCCUCGCCUGCUGGAAUUGAAAAGGUUGAAAGAUUUGCAUCAUGACCAUUUAGUUCGGUUCUAUGGAGCGUGCAUAGAACCCAAUUACUGUUGGCUAUUGACCGAGUAUUGUCCCAAAGGAAGUUUACAGGACAUUCUUGAAAAUGACCAAUUUAAACUGGAUUGGAUGUUCCGGUACAGUCUGAUGCAUGAUAUUGUUAAAGGAAUGUGCUAUUUACAUAGUAGCGAACUUCGCUCUCACGGCGGUCUCAAAUCUAGCAAUUGUGUGGUUGAUAGCAGAUUUGUUCUGAAAAUUGCCGACUUUGGUCUUAGAAGUCUUCGAAAUAGUCAUACAAAUGAAUCAAAUAGCGACAGUGAUUCUUACGCUUACUGGAAAGGAUUCUUGUGGACCGCACCGGAACUUUUGCGGAUCAGACAUCCACCUCCGGAAGGUACGCCAAAAGGUGACGUAUAUUCGUUCGCCAUUAUUGUCCACGAGAUCGUCACUAGACAGGGUCCGUUCUACCUCGGAAACAACGAAUCGCUGUCACCCAAAGAAAUCGUAGACAGUGUGAAGAGCAAAGAAAAAUGUCUAAGGCCAAGUGUAGCGGAUUUAAGCUGUGACGAGGAAGUAGGUGUGUUAAUGAAACGAUGUUGGACGGAAGACCCUGCUGACCGGCCUGAUUUUACUACACUCAAAGCAGUCAUACGGAAAUUAAACAAGGACUACGAAAGUAACAAUAUUCUUGACAACUUGUUAUCUCGUAUGGAACAGUAUGCCAACAAUUUAGAAGCAUUGGUCGAAGAAAGAACUGCAGACUAUUUGGAAGAAAAAAGAAAAUGUGAAGAACUACUGUAUCAAUUGCUUCCUAAGUCCGUUGCUAGUCAGUUGAUUUUGGGGCAAUCUGUGGUAGCUGAAACUUAUGACAACGUGACAAUCUACUUCAGUGACAUCGUUGGUUUCACAUCUCUGAGCGCCGAAAGUACUCCACUUCAAGUAGUAGAUCUGCUCAACGAUCUUUACACAUGUUUCGAUUCUAUAAUAGAGAACUUUGACGUGUAUAAGGUGGAAACCAUCGGUGAUGCUUAUAUGGUUGUGUCUGGACUUCCGGUACGCAACGGAAACUUACACGCCCGUGAAAUAGCUCGAAUGUCACUCGCUCUACGAUCAGCCGUUCACAGUUUCACCAUCAAACACAGACCAGACGAUCAACUUAAGUUACGUAUCGGCAUGCACACUGGACCUUGUGUAACCGGAGUGGUCGGACUUAAAAUGCCAAGAUACUGUUUAUUUGGAGACACGGUCAACACAGCCUCGAGAAUGGAAUCCAACGGACAAGCGCUGAAAAUCCACGUGAGUCCGCAAACAAAAGAAGUGCUUGACACGUUUGGCACGUUCGACUUGGAACUCAGAGGCGAAAUCGAGAUGAAGGGCAAAGGAAAAGUGACGACGUACUGGUUGUUGGGCGAGAAAACUCCUACCGCCGAAAUGGCUCCUGCGCUUCCGGUAAAACCGAUCGGAUCGUUUUCUAAAUUACACGCAACAAACAGCGUCGGGUCAUCGUCCACCAAGUCCGUGGCCAACAGCAUAGCCAACCACAACAAUAUCAGCGCGUCCACGCCGCUUUUACAAGGCGACAACGGCUAAGAAGAUUCAUACAAUUUAGUAUUUUUUUAAAAAUUUUUUUUUAUAUACAUACAUAAAAAUAAUUAUAUUAUUAUAGUCACUCAGGAAAAAAACCAAAUAAAAAAAAAAACCAUCACCCCUCCACUUCAAACUCUCUACACCACUCCCGACCUACGCGCGUUUAUUCAAAUGGUAUUAUGUAUGCAAUACGCAUUUUCGUGUUUAUAGUACUGUAUAUAUAUUUAUGUAUCGUCUGCUGCAGUCUAGAACUUUCCUUCUCGAUUGCAAACCUCUCGCCGCUUAUCGUCACCCUUCCGCACUCACCCAUAGUCGCGAUUUUUGUCACAGACACGUAAUAAGUACAUACGUAAGCGCGCUGCAGACUAUGUAAUAUAAUAAUAAUAUCGUAACAAUCAUAUCGUCUGCGGCGAAAGUCAUCUUCGGUGGCAGACUGUCUAAUAUAUAUAUAUAUAUAUAUUUAAGUCGCGGAUAAACUAAAAUCGAUGAUAAAAGCAUUUCGCCAUUGUCGCGUAUUAGGUUACGAUAGGUACCACCUACUCUGCAGUCAAAAGUCAAACUCACUCGUCUCUCACGACAAUGUGUAAGUAAUGUAUAUAAAUGGACCAAAACGAUGACUGCCGGUGAUCUCCUUGCACGACAGCCGUCCAUACGAAAUAUCGUCGCCAACUGAAAUGUCAUAAAAUACGCUGCUAAAUAAAAUGUAUUAUUACGAUCGUUCCGCAGAGAUAUGAUUGUUGUACAACGCACGUGAUCAGUCCGAUCAUACGAUAAUAUUAUUAAGCAGCUGCGACAGUAUAAUGUAAUAUAUUGGCAUAAAAUGCUUUAUAUUUACAUCAAAAUAACGCAAUUGUGGCGGCCGAGGUGACGAUGGCGGAGGACGAUUGAUUUGGGGGUCUGUGUGAACGUGUAUGGGGUGUAACAAGCGUGUAGGAACUCAGCCGGGGGGGGGGGGGGUGAUAAACGGCAUAUACCUGUGUAGUAUAGCCGUAUGCAAUUGUGGGUGUCCAACACGACACGACCGCGACUGAACAUCGAACGGCAACGUGGCUUAGCCAGAGGACGAUGACAACAAUAAAUAAUAUUAUUACAUCCGUCCCCCGUCCCCCGUCCCCCAUUAUAACUUUAAUCGACGGAUUCGUGCGUACUGCGAGAUGAAUAGUUCGCUGCUGCGGCUGUCAUCGGCAUUGCAGCUGAUGAUCAUCUAUUUUUAUAAUCCGUAAUAUCAUUAUGAUAUAAUUAUAUCACGUAAACCAGCCGAAGUUUUUCGCCGACCGCGCGCACAAGAGACCCGGUUACGAUAAUAAUAAUAAUGUGUGUAAAUUAUAGGUACUAUAUAUAUAAUAUAUAGUAUGAUAUUACCUAGGUAUACGGACGAGCGAUUAUGUAUUGCGUUUUUUAAAGUGCUGUAAAAAAUGGUCGUAGCGGUGUAUAAUGUCCGCGCGCUGCGAUGCAGGUGAUCGGAGAGAAGAAUGAGCUGCUGUAAUCGUGAUUGCGGUGCGAGCACAAUUUCUCGGUUAAUAUUUUAUCAUUAUCUGUCGUCGUCCGUUGUUAUAAUCCCAUUCGGAAUCGCAUAACUACACCUACCAAUGUAUUAUGGCCAUAACUAUAUAAUAUAUUAAUAUAUGCCGGCGACAAGCAACAGUGUAGGUAAGGUGUGAUACAUUUAGCACGUCGUGUCGUCGUGAUAUCAUAUGACCACUGCUGGAACGCGCGACAAUCAUAAUGAUCUUGUAAGGUCGACGGUAAUGGGGGAGAACUACCCCAUUCUGGGCGGCGUUGUAAUUACCACGGUUUAUGAUAUUGUAUAUAUAAUAUUAGAAUUAGAUGGAUGUACUACGCGAUCGGGCGAGAGGGAUUGUCCGACGACGGACUAUUCUGUUUUGUGACGAAAUAUUAUUACUAUUAUUAUUAUUAUUGUUGCUGUUAUUAUUACUACCUGUAUAGAUUUUAAUAUUUUCUCGUCGAGGCGUGCAAGAAUGCACACUUUUGUCGUACUUAAAAGUAAUUUAUAUUUCCGUCUUAUAAAACCAUAAUAUUAUAUUGUAAAUCGAGUAGAUUAGAUCUUUAAUAAUAUCAUGGGUGCCUCCAGUCUUCUAAUGCGUUCAGAUAUUAUACAACAGACUAGUGAUACACGAGUUCGAUAAUACCGUGUUUUCGCCUCAAAAGCCGUGCAAAAAAACUAGUUUAAAAGUCGAGUGUAGUUAAAAAAUGUUUCUCCCGAUAAAUUAUAUGAUUCAAUUACCUGUUAAUUGAAAAAUUUAUUUACAAAAAUAAGUCUAAAACACGACUAUGUUUAUAGUUGAUAGGUUAGACCUAACUACGCAUUUAUUUUAAUUAAAGAGUUAAUUAUUUCAGUAAAAUAAUAGAUAAUGUCGUUAAAAAUAUUGGCAAAAAAAUAAAUAGGUUUUAUAAAAAAUAAUAUCCAGUCUGGAAAUCGUCAGGUUUGCACUAAUAUACUCUUACAAAAGUAUUAAAAGAAAGUAUUAAAAUAAUAUUUUACAACACAUUUGUAUUUUUCAUCCAUUCUGUUCCUAUUGAGUAACAGCAACUCGAAUACAACAAAAAACUCAACUUAGUUCAUAUUAUUUUCCUGAAAUUGUAAGACCCGAACUAUACAGUUAUUAGAUUUUCAUAAUAUCUUAAUAUAACUGUUAACUAACGUUAUAUAUAUAUAUAAAAAAAAAAAGUGACAUGAAAAUUUAAAAAAAAAUUAACUCGUCCAGCUCACUAGUUUCCGCAAUGCUUUAUAAUUAUAAUAUUAUGAUAUAAUAAAUAGGUAUGAACUUAAUAAAUAAUAGAUAUUGCUUUAAGAUGACGUUUCCAGACGAAUCACCAUAAUAUCAUAAUAGUCUUAUCAUUUUUUAAAUUUAAUGAUAUAUAAACAUUGUCUAGAUCUUGCUGAUCGAACUAAAACAGAUAUUAUUAGGUACUGGUUAUUUUUCGUGUACUUCCAAUAAAACGCAAUAGGGACAACGGCGGUUAUCGGUACUUACCGAUUUACUGAUUUCCCUCCCGCGGAUCUUAAUUUCAUUUCAUUUCGAUCGCAUCGAUGUUAUUAUUGUUAUUAUUGUGUAGGUGUGUAAUUAUGGCGCUGUAUUGACAAUUGGAUUAAAAAAUAAUAAAAAAAAAAACCCGCAUAAAAGCGUAUUGUUAUUAUAAUAAUAUUACGCUUUUGAAAUUGUAUUUGUAAAACGGUUCGUCGUAGCGCGAAUAGGUGGUAAAUACUAAAUAAUAAAAACAACUGUGGCGGCGAGUUGAUUAUAAAAUAUAACUACUAAGUUAUUGCUGUUGAUUUGUCGAUGUAAUGUGUAGAUGUAGAUAGGUAUCUACUGGCUACUUGGUAUUUUUAAUACGUAUCCAUUCGUUCUAAUAAUAUUAGGGUCUCUUUAUCAAUCUGUCUCGUCCCUUCUCCCUCCUUCACCCCUUUUAUACAAUUUAUUUUAAUAAUUAAAUGUUUAAUAAUAUUAAUUAUAUAACUGACGUGAACCAUUUUUUUUAUAUAAAAUAUACUAUACUUAUUUUGUUUUAGAUAAUAAUUAAAUUUAAAAAUCAUUCAUACGUUUUAAGUAUGAUUCUAUACCUAGGUAUAUUAUAAUUUAUGUAUAAAGUUAAAUAUUAUAUUAUAUUAUUAUAAUAUCCUUUUACCUAUUCGUUUUCAACAAUGCGUAAACUGUGUAUAUUCGAUGUGAUUGCAUAAUAUAUUAUAUAAUAUUAUUAUUGAUAAUAAUAUAGGUUAGUUAUUAUAUUAUUUUAUUAUGUUGUGUAUUUUUUUUUUCUUAACGCUAACAAAACUGUUGUGGAUACUAAAAUAUAUUUUACAUAUUGUACAAUAAUAUCUACAUAAUGUCGAUUCAAUGGUAAACCAAUGACCUACUGCAUGCAGCUGCAGCAUGCGCUAGAAAUGUCUUUUAUCAUUGUUAUUUAUUUUCUCGACUAAAAACCGAGCGCGUCAUCGUUUGAGUGUCUCAAGUUGUUUUUAAAAUAAUUUAUUAGGGGGGUUAUACUUAUUAUAUCAGUCGUAUUAAUAAGUCCGAUAAAUACAGCCUAGCUAGGAAAUACAAAAUGAUAACAAUAUUAUAUAGAUUCCACGGAGUCUUAAGACAAUCAUCGACAAACAUUAAUAACAGUUUAAUAUAUUAUUAUAUGAUUUUAUAGCUAUACAAUUAUUAUUCUCGUUUUGUUACCGCUUUGUGUUGAUUAAAUAAUAGUCGUUAAUAUUAUUAUUUUAUUUUUUUUUAUAAAGUUUAAUAACUAUAUUAUGCGUUUACCUAAUAAAUUGUGUUUUAACUCAUUAAAAAAAAAAGGCGAAUAAAAGAAAAUUCGUGAUCUCAUUUUGUCCCCAACACUAUAUAAUAUAAAAUACC
This is a messenger RNA of Rhopalosiphum maidis (corn leaf aphid), 8489 nucleotides long. RefSeq names its product atrial natriuretic peptide receptor 1. Lineage: Eukaryota; Metazoa; Arthropoda; Insecta; Hemiptera; Aphididae. The record is from RefSeq and is a predicted model, not a curated record. Bases 808 to 4125 code for a protein of 1105 amino acids. Gene Ontology annotation, molecular function: protein kinase activity; guanylate cyclase activity; peptide receptor activity. The transcript has 21 exons. Gene Ontology annotation, cellular component: membrane. Gene Ontology annotation, biological process: intracellular signal transduction; receptor guanylyl cyclase signaling pathway; cGMP biosynthetic process.